CAAUAGGCUUCAGUUGUAGAAAUGGCAGCGCUGAGACAGGAGCAUCGGUAUGGGCUCUCCUGUGGCAAAAUCAACAAAAACAACCCCAAUCAAAGUCUGUACCACGUCAAACUCACUGACACUGCCAUCCGGACCCUCGAAGCCUACCAGAACCUGAAGGCAUCACUAUCACAUCAGCCAGCGAUUUGCUUCAAGGGGAGCCAGGGGUACGUGAAGAUCCCAGCGCCAACUCCUGAGUCUCCAGAUGGAUUCAGAGUCUUCUCGUUUUACCUAUCCAGUGACAGCAAAGACAAGCCUCAGUCCAGCUUCGACUGCAUUCACCAGUAUGUCUCAGGGGAGGGCAGGGAUCACCUGGAGGGCCAAGGCAGCAUUCAGGACAAAAUCACAGUUUGUGCCACGGAUGACUCCUACCAGACAACCCGGGAGCGCAUGUCUCAGGUGGAGAAGGACAUCUGGAGCCGCUCAGCAAUUGAGAUCAAGCCAGGGCCAAGCAAGUGUGUGAAGGUCCAGAGGAAGCAGGGUCUGGUAUCAGGCUCAGAUAGCAGCAACAAGCACUCCCCCAGCAACAAGAGGAGCCUGGUUCCCAGUCCUGUGGCACACCGGCCCUUGAGGGAUCGCAUCAUUCAUCUCCUGGCCUUAAAGCCCUACAAGAAACCUGAGCUGCUACUGUGGCUGGAGAGGGAGCGGGCCACUCCAAAGGACAAGGCUGACUUGACCUCAGUACUGGAUGAGGUGGGUAAACUGAACCCGAAAGACCACAGCUACUCACUGAAGGAUGAGCUCUACAGACACGUCCAGAGAGACUGGCCUGGAUAUGUAGAGGAGGAGAAGCAACUCAUUCAUAGGCUCUUGAUCAGGAAACUACAGCCACUCCACACUAGCCAGUUGAAGAGUCCCCAGUCCAACCAUUCAUUCCACAAAACUCCUGGGGACUCUCCUUCACAUCUCAGUCCUGCCAAGAAUCUCUCAGUGAAACGCCCUUUGGCCUUGGACCCAUCCAACAUUCAAACCCCUAAAAAACAAAAGCUAUUAGACCAGUGUCUGCAGUCACCCUCUCACACAGACUAUGGCACCAACGGUGUUCGUAGCUCCUCUAGUCACGGAAACCCCGGUGUACAGAUUAAAACGGAGUUUGACAAAACCAACAAUCACCUUCACAGGAGCCUCAACGGUCUGUACUCGCCACACAAAGUCACCGGGUCUACUACUAUUCCCAAACUGGAGAGGAUAGAAGCGACUCCUCCUGCACCCAGCCCUAAUCCUUCACACAACGACACCUCCAUUUUCACCGACCAGCAGUUCACCAAUGGCCAGCACAAAAAGAAAAGGUCCAAAAAACACAAAGACAAGGAGCGAGAGCGUUUAAAACCAGACUGGAUAGAGACUAGUCCAGACAUGAAGCAGAAUCAAGAAAAUCUCAAAGGUCAUGAAGGAGGGAAACCACCUGUUAAUCCAACCAUAGAAGAGGAACUGCCUGACUACCUAAUAAAAUACAGCACCAUAACAGCACUGGAGCAGCGUCAGCAGUAUAAUGACGACUUCUGUGCCGAGUACGAUGAAUACAGAGCUCUUCAUGACCGGAUUGGGGCUAUCACAGAGAUGUUUGUUCAGUUGGGCUCAAAGAUCAACACUCUCUCCCCGGGAACACAAGAGUACAAGCUUAUGGAGGACCAAAUAUUACAGAAGUAUCGAAAGUAUAAGAAAAAGUUUCCUGGAUACAGGGAAGAGAAGAAGCGAUGCGAGUACCUCCAUAAGAAACUGUCGCAUAUCAAAGGCCUGAUCACAGAUUAUGACCGAUCACAGGAACUCUCCUAGUGACUGGCCUCUGCCCUCAGCAGGGUGGAAUACAACUGGACCAAAAGACUCAUAAUGGACCAAAAGACUGCCCAGCUGGGUCCUGAAGUCGCUGAGACACUAUUCACUUUACUCCUCGGAGUGUUAAUGGAAUCGAGGAGCGAGGCUGAGACCACCGACUCGUGAUCAAAUGUUACCCUUUAACACUACGGUUUUCAGCUACGAUUAUCGCUGUAACGGCUGGAUUCUGUUCUGCUGUAAAAUGGUCAGAUGACACAGUGAAAGCUGACACAUGAGAUCCUUCCUGCCUAAUUGCAUUUUUAUUAUAUCCUUUACCUUGUCAGAGUAAAAGUGUUGAUUUUUAAGUAUUAAAGUGAUGGUACAAUCAAUCUUAGGGGUAAACAAAUGCUACUAAAGUCUUUAUAUUUAAAUACAGAGGAAUUUCUUUAUUUGCUUUUUCGCUGACAGAAAGUGAAAUGAUGACAUAUUCAAUCACAUCAAAUAUUCAGAAGUUAUAAGUAAAAGAUCACAUAUGGACAGUAAAGAACAGUAUAUCUCUCUUCUGACUGGAUCCUAACUCGUAGCAAAAUUUGUCGAGGACACAAAAGUUCGCGCUCAUAUCUGACAUGAAGCUCUUUAAAGCAUGACGUGCGGAGUUAUUUCACAAUUUCAAAACGUGCUACUUUUUGUUUUCACUCAGAAUUAAUGGUUAGGACAGUUUCUCUGGCUUUUAUUGUAAGGAAUUUUAUCACGUAGCGUUCAACAAAUGUCCUGCUUCAUUUCUGAGAAAUGUUGAAAUGCCACAAAACGACUCCUCACAGUACUGUAACUCUGGUUUCAAAAUAGUGCUCGUGCCCUGUUAGUGUCGAUUUCACCCACAUGUAGCCUACAGAACCAUGAACUGCCUUUUUAUUAUGUCAUAAAAACAGCGUUAUCGACUCAAGCAUCUCUCAAGUCUUUUGGUUUACGGAUAAUGCCGCAUACAGUAAUCACGCCGUGUUUACGCUGUAGAUGAAUAAUUAAACAUCGCUCUAUGAUAGAAAGCUUUUCAAUAUUCCAUUCAGUUUAAAAAGCUUACAGGGUAUUUAUGUCGGUAAUCAGUCUAGUCAGUACACUUUUAUUUACUAUGAUUUUACUUCGCUUAAAGUCUUGAUGAUGUUUAAUGUGGGAUUUUGGUUGAGCAACAAUAAUUCACUUCAGUGUGUGUUACAUUUGGAUGUUAUUCUGCUGAAUGUGAUAGAAAUGCCUUUAACAAAGCCCACAGGGAGGACGGCACUGUGGACCGCUCACUCAGUUAAACCACUUUGGUUCAGUGAGGUGGAAGGAGUGGGCUGACCUUUAGGGGCUGCUAGCGGGGCUUUUAGACUCAUUAGAGACUUUCUUGAGUUGUUUGUACCCAACAAGGUGCAUCUGAUUAACCACAACCUGUAAUUUUUAUUUCACCUUAAUUAGCCGUGGCCUGAUGUAGGAAUUAGUGAUCAAAUUUCAGUGUUCUCUAGACGUUUGCAUCAAUGUAGCUGUAUUCACAACUGUUGUCUUAAUAGUGGCUUAAAAGGAGAGAAUGAAGUUGAUAUUUUUGCCUUAACAUGUACUGUAUGUCAAACAUUUCCAUGGUUCUGGUACCUCUGUUCUGAAAUGUCCUUGGUUUUACCUGCACAGUUCAACGUUCUCACAUUAUUUCUGUAAAUGUCUCUUAGUUUGAAGAAAAGUUUAGUUACUGGGUAGUUGUGCUGUUCUAGUUUUUUUUUUUCAAUUUAUGUCUUAAUCUGUUUUUUUUUUUUGCUUCAUUUGUUGUCUCGUUAUCUGUCAGAUAAUCAUGAACUGUACAGGAAUUUAAUUCACUGUCCAAUCCUAUCAAGCACCUCUAUCAAAAGAAAAAAAUCUUUGCAGAAAUGGUUACAAAUCAACGCGCUCAGUGCAAAUACUCAGUGGUUUUAUUGUCACGUAUUUAGCAGAUCUUUUUGCAAUCAAAUCAACAUUUUACAGUAAGUGCUCUGGUGUGUUUGAAGGAUUUAAGACGAGCAGCCGUUACUCUGUCUUGGCACAUAUAAAAGGAAUAUUGAUCGGCACCAACUAUUGGAACAUUGAUCAUUGUAAGCCCAGGAAGUGUUUGCCAGUUUUGAGUGUUAAAUAUUACCAAAGCUAAAAAAGACGGGAUUUUUAAAGCUUCGGUACAUUUACAGAAGUGUUUUAAUAUUGUCUCAUGACCUCUUAUCGUUAAGAUUCUAACACCUGUGUGCUUUAUUCUGGUACUGGUAGUAAAUAGGUUCACUUGUAUUAAAAGGCAAGAGCACAUUUGUACUUUGCCUAGUAUAUUUUCAUUCAAACCAGAGAGGUACUGAAACAUUUUUGAUCAUCAUUAACGAUGGAACAACAUUUAGAUCAUCAACAGCCUGAAAGUCAAAACAACUGACUUAAAUAUUUCAAUUUAAUGGCUUCCCAUUUACCACUUAAGUAAUACCGAUCAAUUAAAUGUAUCAUGGUUGACACUCUCUGGGCGAAAUAUCCGUCUAAUCACAGGAUGAUAAAGAUAAUUGUGCCAUUUGUGUGUUUUUGGGAUACCACACCCCUGAUAAAAGGGGCUUUUCAAGUGCUAAUUGUCAUCUUUUUUCUUUUUUUAAAAAACUGUUGCAGGAGCUAACUACUGAAGGUGCCUUUUCAUUCACAAAGCAGAGUGAUUCUGCACGUAACUAUUAUUGAUAUUCUGGAAAAAAAAUCAAACAAAAAAAACCCUUUUGGCCAGCAGUAUUUACACAUCUGUAGUUUAACACUGUUGCCACUUUUCAAAGUGCUUUGCUCUUUGUUUCCUGUUUAUCUCAGAUGACUUGUAAAAAAAAAAGUACAAACUGUACUGGCACUGGCUUCUAUUUAAUUUGAUCAUUUUUCCAGCUACGAAAACUGGCCUUGUAAAACUCACAGGCUUUCGAGGACACCGAUCGUCAUUCACUAAAUAUUUGCUUCCAUGUGUAUUUGAAAUAAUGGCCUGGAUUUUGUUUGAAUUUCAAGACCAGCAAACCGUUCCUACAUAUUUCAUACUGUUUGGUUUGUUGGUACUAGAGAAAUUUCCUCCUCAAUGGAAAUGUGAAAUCAAGCGUUUGUUUCUGUUUCAAAUCACUGCAUUUGAUCUACCUAGGAGAACAAAUUUCUUUAUUUAUUGCUUUGUAUGUUUGUUCUUUCAUGGGAUUCAUCUUGGCAUAGUUUGUUCAUUCUUUUCACAGCAAAACUCAAAGUACGGUGAAAGGGAAAUGGAAUAUAUUUUUGCAAUUUUUGAUGGUGGAUGCUUUAUCAUGUCAUCCUCUCAAGAAAAGCUUUCAAAAAAGUGUAUUGUCUCAGUGAAAUUGAAAAAUAAAGCUCUUUUCAAUUCA
Messenger RNA from Amphiprion ocellaris (clown anemonefish), 5159 nucleotides. Its product is annotated as RNA polymerase II elongation factor ELL. Bases 22 to 1815 code for a protein of 597 amino acids. Lineage: Eukaryota; Metazoa; Chordata; Actinopteri; Pomacentridae. Gene Ontology annotation, molecular function: cis-regulatory region sequence-specific DNA binding. Gene Ontology annotation, cellular component: transcription elongation factor complex. The transcript has 12 exons. Gene Ontology annotation, biological process: snRNA transcription by RNA polymerase II; positive regulation of transcription elongation by RNA polymerase II; transcription elongation by RNA polymerase II. The record is from RefSeq and is a predicted model, not a curated record.